AUGGGUAUACGUAAAGAGUUGCACUUGCAGAAAAAAGGUGCAACUUAUUUGAUGCCGAUUGCAAAGUACACCUUGACAAGAGAUGAGAGGAAAAGUUUAUGUGAAUGGCUCAAAGUUGUUAAGCUUCCCGAUGGAUAUGCAUCUAACAUCAGUUGGUGUGUGAACAAGUUGCCUGGUAAAAUUUCCAGUAUGAAAAGUCACGAUUGUCAUGUCUUCUUACUAUGCUUACUUUCUGUUGCAAUUCAGAAAUUUUUAACACUUCAAAUACAGACAACUUUGACAGAGUUGAGUACUUUUUUUAACCAGUUGUGCGCACGAACAUUGAAAGUAGAUGUGUUGAAACAAAUGAAGGAAGACAUUAUUAUGAUUCUAUGCAAGUUGAAAAAGAUAUUUCCGCCAUCAUAUUUUGAUGUUAUGAUCCAUCUAGCAAUUCAUUUACCUCGGGAGGCUAAGCUUACUGGUCCAGUACAAUUUUGUUGGAUGUAUCCGAUUGAAAGGACACUCGAAAAAUAUAAGAAGGGGAUUGAGACAAGAUGGAACAGUGAAGAGAGAAAUGUUGACAGUGGGGUGGAAGGAACUAAACAACGCUUGGAUGUGUUCUCUCAACGAGUUCUGCCAUUUGGAGCAACAUCAACUGUAAUACUAGAUCAUAAUGAGUUUGCUAAGGCACAGUGGUAUUUACUUAACAACUGUAAUGAUACGGCUUCAUACAUGGAGAGUAAUGCAGAGAAAGUCUCAAAACAAUUAUAUCAUCUUGCAUGCGGGCCUGAUCAUCAGACUCGUACUACAGAGAACUGUGGUGUUGCUGUAAAAGGUGAGCACGACAUGUCGAUGAUUGAGUACUACGGUGAGUCGAAGAGAAUUUUGGAGUUGCGUUACCCUGGCCCAAAUACCGUGUAUUUAUUUGAGUGUGAUUGGUGGAACAUUGGGAAUUCAAUAGGAAUACGAACAGACCAAGGCUUCACGAGUGUGAAUACGGGUCGUAAAUGGUAUGAGUCUGAUCCGUUCAUCUUAGCAUGCCAAGCUGUGCAAGUGUUUUACUUGGAUGAUCCCAAACUUGGUGGUAAUUGGAAAGUGGUGCAAAAGCUGAUCAAUAGGAACAUAUACGACAUUCUAAGAGUACAAGAGGGAGAUAACGAAGAAGAUGACCAAGGUAUUAGAGAUGAUACAUACCAGGAAGAUGAAUGUGUUGGGGGUAAUGUUGUCCAUGUUGACGACGGAAAUAAUGAAGAAUACACUCAAUUACGCAAAGAUGAUGUGUCAAUAGCAAUUGAUAGAUUAUACGUGCAACUUGAUGGAUUAUAG
Messenger RNA from Alnus glutinosa, 1305 nucleotides. RefSeq lists its product as uncharacterized. The transcript is spliced from 4 exons. The coding region runs from base 1 to 1305 and encodes 434 amino acids. The record is from RefSeq and is a predicted model, not a curated record. Lineage: Eukaryota; Viridiplantae; Streptophyta; Magnoliopsida; Fagales; Betulaceae.